AUGUCCCUAUCAGAUUUCACAUUAAUCGGAAAGGAUGAUGUCUAUGACCAUGUAUACCUUUUAUACUCAGACUCGAAGCUGAACAACGAUCUAGGCUAUUACCCUAGUAAGGCGGAUAAGUUUGUGAUACCCAUCGGCGACUUGGAUAUAGAGGUUGAACAGUCCAAGUCCGGAGUUUAUUCCAGGCAUGGCACAGGUACGACUGGGUUUUACCUCUGGAACGUUUCCCCUCUAUUUGCAGAAUGGAUGUUGUACCAUAAACAUCCCCUAAGCGAUAUGUUCAAUGGUUGCGGAGUUGUGGUUGAGUUGGGGUCAGGGGUUGUUGGAGUUUUGGCAUCAACUCUGAGCACCAGAUGUGAACUGUUCGUAGCUACAGAUCAAAAACAUGUCUUGAAAUUACUGGCCAAAAAUAUAGAAAACAAUAGACAACCGAAAGCUAAUACCAAGAUUGUCGAGUUUGAUUGGGAGAAUAUCGAAUUUGGAGUUUCCAAUUUGGAGUCAACUUUAGAGAGAAGACAAGUUGAUUUCGUCCUGGCAUUUGAUACCAUCUACAAUAGCUUUCUUCUAGACCAUUUCAUUGCUGCUACAAAGACUAUUUGUAACAGUGAAACAAUCGUUGUGGUAGGCAUCCAGUUAAGAGACGAGGAUGUAUUAUCAGAAUUCUUGGAAAAAAUGUUGGAUAAGUCGUUUCAAUGCUAUCAUGUGGACCAAGAAUGGCUAUCUUCUGAUUUGAAAAAUGGAUACAGUAUAUAUUGCUUCAAACUGUGUUCUUAG
Molecule: messenger RNA, 774 nt
Organism: Komagataella phaffii GS115
Lineage: Eukaryota; Fungi; Ascomycota; Pichiomycetes; Pichiales; Pichiaceae
Exons: 1
Coding region: 1-774 (257 amino acids)
Source: RefSeq, a predicted model, not a curated record